Lycium barbarum (goji berry) is the source of this 1071-nucleotide messenger RNA. RefSeq lists its product as uncharacterized. The transcript has 3 exons. The record is from RefSeq and is a predicted model, not a curated record. The coding region runs from base 1 to 1071 and encodes 356 amino acids. NCBI's taxonomy places the organism in Eukaryota, Viridiplantae, Streptophyta, Magnoliopsida, Solanales, Solanaceae.
AUGGACAUCAUUAAGCCAAAAGAUCCGGCUAUUUCAAAUGCUCACACUAAAUUAAGAGAAGAUAAAAGAGAUUAUAUCAAAUACUGCACAGGAAUUACAUUGAAGCUAUUUUUGCAAGAGCACAAUAGAUAUCUGGUUACCACUUUGGUGUAUGUUAAAUGUGAUGAUGAUGCUAGACUGCAGCUGUGGGAUAGUAUAUAUCAUUUGUCCUCAAUUGUUGAUGUACCAUGGAUGGUAAGUGGUGAAUUUAAUGUGGUGAUGAAUGAAGAAGAAAAAAUAGGAGGCCCACCAGUAUUACCACAAGACUUUGAAGAUUUUCCCUUUUGCAUUAACUCUUGUGAGAUGAUGGAACCUGCCUUCAAAGGAAGUCCUUUUACUUGGUGGAAUGGGAGGGCAGUGGCAUCCUCCCAAAAAUGGGGUGCUACAUUCUUAGAUACUGUUAAAGAUAAUUGGCCUGUUGAUAGUGAUGGUGAUCCUUUUCUGAGCUUUAAAAAGAAGAUGAAGCAGAUUAAAGAUGCUUUAUCAAUAUGGAGUAAGGUUGCUUUUGGAGAUAUUUUCAAACAACUUAUCAUAAGGGAGGACAUAGUGAGAAUUAAAGAACAAUUAUUUGAAGAGGAACCUACUGUGGAGAAUAUAUCAAUAUUGCAACUUGCUCAAGUAGAAAUGAAGAAGUAUUUGCAUUAUGAAGAAGAAUUCUGGAAGCAAAAAUCAGGAUACACUUGGUUCUCUGAAGGUGAUGGAAAUACAAAGUUCUUUCACAGUAUAGUAAAGGGUAGGAGAAAGAGGUUACAAGUUAAGAAAAUUCAAGAAUCAGAUGGAUUACAGCUAGAGAAUGAGGAUCAAAUAGCAGCAAGAGCAGUUCAUUUCUUCCAAAGUCAAUUUACGCAAGAAGUAGUGGUUUCUGAUUAUAGCAUGCUCAGGUUUAUUCCUAGAAUGGUGUCUGAUGAGUGUAAUUUGCAGUUGUGUGCAAUACCAUCAUUUGAUGAAGUUAAAAAGGCUGUGUUUGAGCUUAAAGGAGACAGUGCAUGUGGUCCAAAUGGGCUAUCAGGUACCUUUUAUCAGACAUGUUAG